AUGAAGUUCUCUGCUGCGAUUAUCACUCUUUCGGCCGGUUUGGCCACUGCGACGCCUGUCUUUCGCAGCCCUGCGCCUGGUCGCCAUGUCUCGCGAUCUAUCAAGAAGCGACAGGUUCCCCAGGAACAUUCUCACGACAUUGUCUUGACCAUCACCGGCGAGAUGCUCAGACUCAACAACCCUAAGGAGAUUCAGGACCCUAUUUUUGGCCUCUUGGGUGAUGCAGCUGCAAAGGAGGGUGCAGGCAGCGUCACCAACCUCGCUUGUUUGAAGCAGGAGACUGCUGAUCAAGCUUUUACCAACGCUAAGGAGAUUGGUGAUCUGCGUGGUAUGGCUGGUGCACUGCUCUUCCAGGCUAUUGAGCGCAACACCGCUGGUGUUGGUGUUGCUAGCAAGCUGUGCGAUGAGGCAGCUGUCAACCCUGAGAUUGGUGCUCUUACACAGCACCAGGAUGCUGCUUCGACUGGCGCCGGUGCUAUCAACAAGGCUGUUACUCUUGAGCUGGCGAAGCAGCUGGCUGGCAUUGGUGCUGACCCCAACUUGGCUCUGCUGAGUGGUACUUUCGCACCUGGAGACACCAGUGAUACCACCGGAAAGGGCAACUCCUGUGACGAGGAGGAACCUGACCUAGGCUGCAUCUUCUCCCAAGGCCUUCUUGUUCUGGACGCGACGCCGGAUGAGAUCUCCUCUGCCGUCGCUGAUGUCAAACCUACAUUCACCGGAACAGGCGGCAUCUUCGCUACUGACCUGGUUGACCUUGCUUCAUUCUCUGUUGCAUCUGGCACCGAGGUCGCUGAUCUUGCUACCAUCGUCAACGGAGCCGCAUCCGGCGCCGCAUCAGCCACUGGUGCUGCAUCCGCUACCGACGCCGCCAAGGCCACUGGCACCGCCGAGGCACCCGCUGCUACCAACACUGGCAAAGCUGCCGAGAACACAGCUGGUGCUGGUGCCGGUGCUGGAAAGGGCUGCAAAGCCAAGUCAAAGACCGCCGCCAGCGCAACCCUAACUCCCCUCCCCAGCCGCACCUCCGGCGCUAAUGCCAAGGCCACCGGCGCCGCCAACAAUGCUCAGGGUGUGAACGUCCAGACCUUCACUGGUACACUGGGCGGCGCACCUCCCCCCGUCAUCUCCUCAAACGCCGAGAAGCCUUUCUCUGUCAACGGAAACACAUUCAACGGUGAGAGUGUUGCUCUUGGUCGAUCUUGUGAUAUUCAGCAUAAUGCUUGCGCGGAUGCUGCCAACUCUGGUCAGCUUUCGGGAGGUGUUGGACAAUGUGAGACUCAGUUGGCUGCUUGUCGCGCUGCUAUUCAGUAA
Messenger RNA from Fusarium tjaetaba, 1314 nucleotides. RefSeq lists its product as uncharacterized. Lineage: Eukaryota; Fungi; Ascomycota; Sordariomycetes; Hypocreales; Nectriaceae. Bases 1 to 1314 code for a protein of 437 amino acids. The transcript is spliced from 2 exons. The record is from RefSeq and is a predicted model, not a curated record.